AUGAAGCGUCGUGUCUCUGCUACUCGACUCCCCGGGGCGUUUGCCGCUCCUGCGGGUGCAUCACCGUUACCAGCCACAGAGCUUUGCGUCUAUGAAUGCAGCACCGGGGCUGCUGCAGUGGUGGAGUCGCCGCAGUGGCGUGAGUGGGGGAAGAACAGCGGUUGCAGCGAUGACAGCAAGUUGUACAAUGAGCUGUCUCAGCUGGAGGAGACGAUGCAAAAGAAGAGCGGGACUCUGCAAGCGACCCUUGGCGAUGCGCUUCCCAAGUCACCAUCGGUGAUUGGACCGGGUGCUCUCCAAACCAGCCCGCCCACUGGUGAGUUGCUUCUACAGAAGGAGGAGUUUCUGGCGCAGCUCGUGCAACGUGUGCGCGCGAGUUGCGCAAGUGUACCACGGGAGCAUAGCGCCAGCACAUCGGACUCAGAGCAAGACACGGGGCUGCGUACGGAGAGUCAUCGGGUAUCUUCACCACUGCCUCGGCGGCCCUCGCCUUCUGGCGUCAAAUUUGCCGAAAGCACACGAGUCCGCUCAAGUGAUGCAGGCCAGCGAUCGAUGGGUCGAUCGCGGUCGCGCAGCCCGUCGCCUAUAUCAGCCUCCUCUAUGGUAAAGAGAUUGACUCAGCCAGCUGCGACUGAGCCGGUACAAGCCCAAACUGCCUCUCUUGUUGGCCGAGGGGUUCAAGCAGCUGGAUCUCCAAUGUAUCAGCGCUCCAGCCCCACUUCGCCGGAUCCUCGACCACCGUCUACCGACUUGUACGCGACGGGAGGAGCACUGCGGAGCAGCCUGCAGUACAGCCGCUGCUCUGGCGUAUCGCGUGGUCGGCGAUCCCUCAGUGCGGAGCGGCCCGACAACAGCGACGCCCGCGUGCCAUUGGCUUCCCCAAUACAAGAAGCAGACGAGAAAGAGUUGGACAGUUUCUGGAGUCGUGCGACAGCGGCGUGGACUGGGGUGCCCGGCGUGGGAAGGCAGAGGAGCCUCAGUGGCAUCCGUUCAGAGUCCGUGCACCACCAAUCCACACACCCACAAUGGAAUCCGCAUCCAAUACAGGCGGCGCGGCCGGCGUGGAAUCAGCGGCAGCCGCAGAGGAAGCAGCGACCUGUGGUGAGCGUGCCAGGAUCGCAGCCGCCGUCGUCGGGACGCCGGUGUGCAUCGCGCAGCUCCGAGACGCCCAUCAACGCGCAGGGGUUGCGCGGCGCCAGGUCGGAGGAAAAAGAUGCGAGAGGGGCUUCUCAUCGCAGCGCCGAGCGUUCCCUGAGGCGUACCGCCUCCAUAUCAUUGCACCUAAAGCAAGAGCAACCGACAGCGCCGCGUCACACUACUGGGCAAUCACCACGGGCAGCAGUUACCUCCCCCUUGUCUCCGCCAUCUGCGCGGGCGCUGUUUCAGAGCCACAACGCACAUAGCGUAGCGCAGACUACGUCUCCCCUGGAACAGGAGCGAGAGACGUCUCUACAGAGCCGGUGCGACGCGGCGCUCGCACGGGCGACCCAGGCAGAGCGGCAGUGCAGCAUUCUUUCUCACGCACUGGAGCAGCUGCUCGUCGAUCACGCGGCCGAGAAGACGGCAUGGGCGGUGCGGCACGCAGCGCUCGAGCAGAGGGUGACCUCAAUCGCGGAGUGGAUUAGCGGUAUCGAUGCUGAGGCGAACUUGAACACAGCGUCCCAAGAGGCAACAGGCACACCAGCGCCAGAGACAGCGAUCUCGGACACAACCACAUCACAGGUGUCUACCGAGCAAAGCGAGGCGGGUGAUACGGCCUGCCCCACUGUCACCGCUGUGGCGAAGGGCACCACUUGGGAGGAGGAUGUGGACAUUGCUGACAUCACCAACAACAGUGGCUCUCACAGUGCGGACGGCAGUCCCCUUCCGUGUGCCCCUGGGGCAACACCCACGCCGGCCCGUUGCAACAGCGCCAACACCGACGGAGGGAACGCCUCCGCGUGUCAGGUGCGCCUACCGCCAUCGCCGCCGCUAAUCCUCCACAUGCACGCUGCCGCCGCCACCCAGUAA
Messenger RNA from Leishmania braziliensis MHOM/BR/75/M2904, 2010 nucleotides. RefSeq lists its product as hypothetical. The transcript has a single exon. The record is from RefSeq and is a predicted model, not a curated record. NCBI's taxonomy places the organism in Eukaryota, Euglenozoa, Kinetoplastea, Trypanosomatida, Trypanosomatidae. Bases 1 to 2010 code for a protein of 669 amino acids.